This is a messenger RNA of Rotaria sordida, 1341 nucleotides long. NCBI's taxonomy places the organism in Eukaryota, Metazoa, Rotifera, Eurotatoria, Philodinida, Philodinidae. The record is from the annotation of a GenBank genome assembly.
AUGGACAAUAUCGCUUUUAUAUUGUACAAAUCUAUGAUGAAUACUCAUAUAAAAUUGUUCAUAUUUAUAAUCAUUUUUUAUUUAUCAUUGAUAUUAUCUGUUCAAACGGUAUAUGGUCAAUCAAUGUCAUGCUCAUGCAAUUUAGAUACAACAGGUAUGACAAUGGUUUGUACCAAUGUUCAUUCACUUAUUGCUUAUCAACAAUGUAUGCAUGAACAACUUAAUAUACAAUCAGAUUUUAAAUUAAGACGUGGUGGUGUUAUUACAAAUUUAACAAUUGUUCAUCAUCAAUUACGUAGUUUAUCUAGUGGUUUACUUCAAUUUUCCUAUGGACACAAUAAUGUUUAUCAAUUGAGUGAUUUACGAUAUUUAUACAUUAUGCAUGGUACAUUAAGACAUAUUGAAAAUGGAGCUUUAGGGUUAAUUGAACGAGCUCUUGAAUAUUUUGAUUUAUCGAAUAAUGAACUUCAACAUAUGCCUCAAAAUGAGAAUGAACAAUUUAGCAAUCUUAUGAAACUUGUCCUUUCAAAUAAUCAAAUUCAUCGUUUAACAAUAUCAGAUAUACGAGUAUAUAAUCGUUUACAACAACUUGAUUUAUCAUUUAAUCGCCUUCAAUAUGUUGAUAUGUUAUUAAUUAAUCAUUUAAAAAAUUUAAAAAAAUUAUUUUUAAAUUCGAAUAUGUUAAGAACAUUAACAAAUAAUAUAACAUUUCCAAAUAAUUUUCAUUUAAAAUUAAGUUCAAAUCCAUUAGAAUGUGAUUGUCGUCUUCGUUGGUUACGUAAUGCAUUAAAUCGUGUUGAAUAUCCUAUUUAUCAUGAUGAACCACAAUGUGAAAUGCCUAAAGCAUUGGCCGAUAAAAAAAUGGUUACAUUACGUGAUGAACAAUUUGUUUGUGGACCAAUAAUAUCAAAACCUGACUUGACUAUGCUUUCUACAACUACGGGUGAAGUUGCAACACUUCGAUGUGAUGUCUAUUCUGAUCCAGCACCUGAUGUAUGGUGGACAUUUCAAAAUAAAAUUAUUGGAAAGAUUAUAUCAACUGUCAAUGAACCUGAUAUUCACGCUGGCUCAUAUACAAUACGUUUUUCAUGUUUAUCAUCUUAUAGUGAACAAUCAUCUUUAACAUGUCUUAAUAAAACAACAACAUUAACCAUAUCCAAUAUUGGCACAGAACAUAAUGGAACAUAUAAUUGUGUUGCUGCUAUACGAAAUCAAGGACGUUCAGAUAAUGAAUAUCUUUCAUAUGAAUUACAUGUUCAACGAUCAUCAUCAUUAACUGAUAGUUCACUUGUUAUUUGGAUUAUUGGAAUAUUUCUUUUAUUAUUUCUUUUAAUUAUUCUU